Rhopalosiphum padi (bird cherry-oat aphid) is the source of this 807-nucleotide messenger RNA. RefSeq names its product protein GVQW3-like. The coding region runs from base 1 to 807 and encodes 268 amino acids. The transcript has a single exon. The record is from RefSeq and is a predicted model, not a curated record. Gene Ontology annotation, molecular function: nucleic acid binding. NCBI's taxonomy places the organism in Eukaryota, Metazoa, Arthropoda, Insecta, Hemiptera, Aphididae.
AUGUUACAAAAAGCCUAUGGUGAGUCUGCUAUGAAAAAAACAAGUGUUUACGAGUGGUAUAAGCGUUUCCAAGAUGGCCGCGAAGACGUUGAAGAUGACGAACGCUUCGGUCGACCCAGCAUGUCAAUAAUCGAUGAAAAUGUGAAAAAAGUGGGAAAAAUGGUUAUGAAUGAUCGCCGAAUCAGAAUUAGAGAAGUUGCUGAUGAAGUUGGCAUAUCGAUUGGUUCAUGUCAUAACAUUUUUUCAAAUGUUUUGGGCAUGAAACGAGUGGCAGCAAAAUUCAUUCCAAAACUGCUGAAUUUUGACCAAAAAAACAAUCGCAUGAACAUCGCUCAGGAGCUGCUAAAUGACGUCAACGACGAUCCAAGUUUACUUGAAAGGGCCAUAACUGGUGAUGAAACAUGGGUGUACGGUUAUGAUGUCGAAACCAAAGCACAAUCGUCCACCUGGAAGCAUUCAACGUCACCAAGAGCGAAAAAAGCACGUCAAGUUCGAUCAAACGUCAAGGUUUUGCUUACUGUUUUCUUCGAUUUUAAUGGCAUAGUACAUCAAGAGUUCUUACCACAAGGUCGUACGGUUAAUAAGGAGUAUUACUUUGAAAUUAUGCGACGUUUGCGUGAAGCAAUCCGAAAAAACGCCCCAAUUUAUGGAAAAACAAUUCAUGGCUUUUGCACCACGAUAACGCACCUGCUCAUUCGUCGUUGCUUGUUCGUAAUUUUUUGGCCAAAAAAAAUACCGUUGUCAUGCCCCAACCUCCAUAUUCAACAAAUAUGGCUCCGUGUGACUUUUUCCUGUUCCCAAAGUUGA